Cucurbita pepo subsp. pepo (vegetable marrow) is the source of this 862-nucleotide messenger RNA. Its product is annotated as late embryogenesis abundant protein At1g64065. NCBI's taxonomy places the organism in Eukaryota, Viridiplantae, Streptophyta, Magnoliopsida, Cucurbitales, Cucurbitaceae. The record is from RefSeq and is a predicted model, not a curated record.
UUCCAAAAUCUCUCUCUCCAUCGAACCCUAUUAGAACCCUAAAAAACCAGAGAAUCCAAAACCAGACCUAAAAUGGCCGCUCUCAAUCGGAAGCGACGAAACAUUUGCAUAGCCGUAUUACUUUCCCUAAUCCUGCUCGUAAUCUUCAUCCUCAUUUUAGCAUUUACAGUUUUCAAGCCCAAGCAGCCCACCAUCACCGUCGAUUCACUUUCUUUGCUCGAUCUCAACAUUUCUCUGAACGCAGCGAGGUUCGGCGUCGAUCUGAAUUUGACUCUGAUUGUGCAACUCACCCUCGAGAAUCCGAAUAAGGUAGCCUUCCAACACUCCGAUGGCACCGCCGUCGUGAGUUACAGAGGCGAAGAAGUCGCAGAAGCGCCGAUUCCGUCCGGUCGGUUGUCGGCCGACGGGACAGAGAAAAUGAACCUAACGCUGACGAUGAUGGCGGACCGGAUGCUAGCCAAGUCGGAGCUGUUCUCCGAUGUGCUCACCGGUGAACUUCCGAUUAGCACUUUCGCUCGGCUGGCCGGGAAAGUGACGGUGAUCGGUGUUUUCAAGAUUCGUGUUGUGGCAUUGUCGUCUUGUGAUCUCACCAUCAACAUUAGAAACAGAAACGUUGAGGAUCAGCGAUGCGAAUAUCGGACUAAGCUCUAAGAAUUUCCGUCCAAGUAGUUUUUUGGUUCUGGUUUUUGGAGGUGGAAAUCGAAAAUUAAACACAAUCCUAGGGGUAAAUAUGGAAAUUUGUACAGUCCAAUAGGCGUUUAGCGAUGCUUGUGAUGGCCAAUGCACAGCGCGUGACUUGUCUUCUAACGACGGAGGGUAUAAUAGUAAAUUGGCGUGUGGAAACUUGUUUUUUUAAAAUCUU